Messenger RNA from Balaenoptera acutorostrata (minke whale), 7455 nucleotides. RefSeq names its product nuclear mitotic apparatus protein 1 (gene NUMA1). The record is from RefSeq and is a predicted model, not a curated record. NCBI's taxonomy places the organism in Eukaryota, Metazoa, Chordata, Mammalia, Artiodactyla, Balaenopteridae. Gene Ontology annotation, molecular function: microtubule binding. The coding region runs from base 305 to 6742 and encodes 2145 amino acids. Gene Ontology annotation, biological process: establishment of mitotic spindle orientation. The transcript is spliced from 27 exons. Gene Ontology annotation, cellular component: centrosome; spindle pole; spindle microtubule.
CGCUGGCGCGAGCCCGCGACCAGCGCGAUCCGGGGAAAGCCAGAGUAGGAGCGGGAGAGCGGGGCCAGGUAACCGGCACGGUCCAGCUGCUGGCGUUUGGUUUGGGCGCCCGCAGAGAUGCCCGGGCCCAAAAGAGAUGCUGGAGAGGCGGGUGUGAGCGGAAGGGCUCCUUCGUAACCGAGGCUGACUGGGGAGAGUCUAUCUAGGCAUAUACUGUGAGCCAAGCACUGUUGUAAGCACUUUACAUGAACUGCUUCCCAAAGUUCUAUGAGGUGCAUCGGGGUGACCGUCUGGUUUCAGCAAGAUGACGCUCCAUGCCACCCGGGCAGCUGCACUCCUCUCUUGGGUGAACAGUCUACACGUGGCUGACCCCGUGGAGGCCGUGCUGCAGCUCCAGGACUGCAGCGUCUUCCUCAGGAUCAUUGACAGCAUCCAUGGCACUGACGAAGGGCAGCAAAUCCUGCAGCAGCCGGUGCCAGAGAGACUGGAAUUUGUGUGCAGUUUUCUGCAGAAAAACCGAAAACAUCCCUCUUCUCCAGAAUGCCUGGUGUCAGUGCAAAAGGUGAUGGAGGGAUCAGAGCUGGAACUUGCCAAGAUGACCAUGCUGCUCUUGUACCACUCUUCCAUGAGCUCCAAAAGUCCCAGGGACUGGGAACAAUUUGAAUACAAGAUUCAGGCUGAGUUAGCUGUCAUUCUCAAAUUUGUGCUGGACCAUGAGGAUGGGCUAAACCUGAAUGAGGACUUAGAGAACUUCUUACAGAAAGCUCCUGUCCCUUCCCCCUGUUCCAGCACCAUCUCUGAAGAGCUCUCCCCACCCAGCCACCAGGCCAAGAGGGAGGUUCGCUUCCUAGAGCUACAGAAAGUCGCCUCUUCCAGUGGGAACAACUUCCUCUCAGGUUCUCCAGCCUCCCCCAUGGGUGACAUUCUGCAGACCCCACAAUUCCAGAUGAGGCGGCUGAAGAAGCAGCUUGCAGAUGAGAGAAAUAAUCGAGACGAGCUGGAGCUGGAGUUGGCUGAGAACCGCAAGCUCCUCACAGAGAAGGAUGCGCAGAUAGCCAUGAUGCAGCAGCGCAUCGACCGCCUGGCUCUGCUGAACGAGAAGCAGGCGGCCAGUCCACUGGAGCCCAGGGAGCUUGAGGAGCUCCGUGGCAAGAAUGAGAGCCUCACCAUACGGCUCCACGAAACUCUGAGGCAGUGCCAGGACCUGAAGACAGAGAAGAGCCAGAUGGAUCGCAAAAUUAACCAGCUUUCUGAAGAGAAUGGGGACCUUUCCUUUAAGCUGCGGGAGUUUGCCAGUCACCUGCAGCAACUACAGGGGGCCCUCAAUGAACUGACAGAAGAGCACAGCCAGGCCACUCGGGAGUGGGUGGAGAAGCAGACCCAUCUGGAGAAGGAGCUCGGCACAGCCCUGCAGGACAAGAAAUGCCUUGAAGAGAAGAAUGAAAUCCUUCAGGGAAAACUUUCACAGCUGGAAGAACAUUUGGCCCAGCUGCGGGAGAACCCACCCCGGGAGAAGGGCGAGGUGCUGGGUGACGUCUUGCAGCUGGAAACUCUCAAGCAAGAGGCAGCCACUCUCGGUGCAGACAACACCCAGCUCCAAGCCAGAGUGGAGGUGCUGGAGACUGAGCUUGGCCAGCGGGAAGCCAAGCUGCUUGCCGAGCGGAGCCACUUUGAAGAAGAAAAGCAGCAGUUGGCCAGCCUGAUUGCCGAGCUGCAGGGCUCCCUGUCCCACCUUGGCCAGGCCAAGGAAGAGCUGGAGCAGGCCUCUCAGGCUCAGGGGGCCCGGCUGUCUGCCCAGGUGGCCACGAUGACCUCCGAGCUCACCACCCUCAAUGCCACCGUCCAGCAGCGGGAUCAAGAACUGGCUGGCCUAAAGCAGCAGGCCCAAACAGAGCAGGCGCAGCUCGCGCAGACCCUCCAGCAGCAGGAACAGGCCUCCCAGAGCCUCCGCCAGCAGGUGGAGCAGCUGAGCAGCAGCCUGAAGCAGAAGGAACAGCAGUUGGAAGAGGCCGCCAAGGAGCAGAAGGCCACCCGGCGAGACUACACCCAGCAACUGGCCACUGCGGCUGAGGAGCGGGAGGCCUCUUUACGGGAGAGAGAUGUAGCCCUCCAGCAGCUGGAGGCGUUGGAGAAGGAGAAGGCCGCCAAGCUGGAGGUCCUGCAACAGCAGCUUCAGGCUGCUAGUGAAGCCCGGGACAGUGCCCAGACCUCGGUGAUACAGGCCCGGCGGGAGAAGGCAGAGCUGAGCCAGAAGGUGGAGGAACUCCAUGCCCAUGUUGAGGCAGCUCACCAGGAGCGGUGUGAGGUGCAAGCCCAAGUGGUAGAGCUGAAGGCCCAGCUGAGGUCUGAGCAGCAAAAAGCAACCGAGAGAGAAACGGUGGCCCAGGAGAAGGCCCAGCUCCAGGAGCAGGUCCGGGCCCUUGAGGAGUCCUUGAAGGUCACCAAGGGCAGCCUGGAAGAGGAGAAGCGCAGGGCUGCAGACAUCCUGGCAGAGCAGCAGCGAUGCAUCUCCAGGCUGGAGGCAGAGACCCGGAGCCUGGUGGAGCAGCACAGGCAGGAACAGAAGGAGCUGGAAGAAGAGAAGGCUGGGCGCAGGGGGCUGGAGGCCCGAUUACAGCAGCUCGGGGAGGCCCAUCAGGCCAAGACAGAAGCCCUGCGGCAGGAGCUGGCCGAGGCCAUAGCCUCCCAGCGCGAGGCCGAGAGUGAGUGUGAGCAGCUUGCCAAGGAGGUGGCCACCUGGCGUGAGCGGUACGAGGACAGCCAGCAAGAGGAGGCGCAGUACGGCGCCAUAUUCCAGGAACAGCUGAUGACCCUGAAGGAGGAAUGCGAGAAGGCCCGCCAGGAGCUGCAGGAGGCAAAGGAGAAGGUGGCAGGGAUAGAGGCCCACAGCGAGCUCCAGAUCGGCCGGCAGCAGAGUGAGCUUGCUCAGCUUCACGCCAGCCUGGCCAGGGCCCUGCAGCAGGUCCAGGAGAAGGAGGUCAGGGCCCAGAAGCUCGCAGACGACCUAUCUGCUCUGCAGGAGAAGAUGGCUGCUACCAGCAAGGAGGUGGCCCGCCUGGAGGCCUUGGUGCGCAAGGCGGGUGAGCAGCAGGAGACGGCCUCCCAGGAGCUACUCAAGGAGCCGCCCAGGGCAGGAGACAGAGAGUCGGAGUGGCUGAAAGAGCAUCAGGGACGCCCGUUCUGCAGCACGCAGGCUGCACUGCAGGCCAUGGAGCGUGAGGCAGAGCAAAUGGGCAGUGAGCUGGAGAGGCUGCGGGCCGCGCUGAUGGAGAGCCAGGGGCAGCAGCAGGAGGAGCGUGGGCAGCAGGAGAGGGAGGUGGCGCGGCUGACCCAGGAGCGGGGCCGGGCCCAAGCCGACCUUGCCUUGGAGAAGGCCGCCAAGGCAGAGCUUGAGAUGCGGCUGCAGAAUGCCCUCAAUGAGCAGCGUGUGGAGUUUGCCGCCUUGCAGGAGGCACUGGCCCACGCCCUGAUGGAAAAGGAGGGGAAGGAUCAGGAGCUGGCCAAGCUUCGUGGGCAGGAGGCAGCCCAGGGGGCAGAGCUGAAGGAGCUUCAGCAAACCGUGGAGCGACUGAAGGAACAGCUGGCCAGGAAGGAGGAGGAGUGCCCACAGUCUCUAGGGAUGGCCAGCCGAGAAGACGCUUCCGGGUCGGGAGCCCAGUCUGAGGCUACUGGAAAGACAGAGCAAAAAGGCCCGGAGCUGGAGGCUCUGCGGGCAGAGGUGAGCAGGCUGGAGCAGCAGGUCCGCGAGUACCAGGAGAAGGCCUCCAGCCUGGAGCGCAGCCUCGAGGCUGAGCGCGCCUCCCACGCGGAGCGGGCCGGUGCUCUGGAGACUUUGCGGGGCCAGUUAGAGCAGAAGGCCCAGGAGCUGGGGAGCGGUCAGGACACCUUAGCCUCAGCCCAGAGGGAGCUGGCCACCCUCCGCACCAAGGUCCAAGAGCACAGCAAGGCUGAGGAUGGGUGGAAGGCACAGGUGGCCCGGAGUCAGCAGGAGGCUGAGAGGAAAAACAGCCUCAUCAGCAGCUUGGAGGAGGAGGUGUCCAUCCUGAACCGCCAGGUGCUGGAGAAGGAAGGCGAGAGCAAGGAGUUGAAGCGGCUGGUUAUUGCCGAGUCAGAGAAGAGCCAGAAGGUGGAAGAGAGACUGCGUCUGCUCCAGGCAGAGAUGGCCAGCAGCAGCGCCAGGGCUGCAGAACGCAGUUCUGCUCUGCGGGAGGAGGUCCAGACCCUCCGGGAGGAGGCGGAGAAGCAGCGGGUGGCUUCCGAGAGCCUGAGGCAGGAGCUGGCCUCGCAGGCAGAGCGAGCGGAAGAGCUGGGCCAAGAGUUGAAGGCCUGGCAGGAGAAGUUCUUCCAGAAGGAGCAGGCCCUCUCUUCCCUGCAGCUUGAGCACACUAGCACGCAGGCCCUGGUGAGCGAGCUGCUGCCCGCUAAGCACCUGUGCCAGCAGCUGCAGGCUGAGCAGGCAGCCACUGAGAAACGCCAUCGAGAGGAGCUGGAGCAGAGCAAGCAGGCAGCUGGUGGGCUGCGGGCGGAGCUGCUGCGGGCCCAGCGCGAGCUCGCGGAGCUGGUGCCCCUGCGGCAGAAGGUGGCGGAGCAGGAGCGAGCAGCCCAGCAGCUGCGGGCAGAGAAGGCCAGCUACGCAGAGCAGCUGAGCAUGCUGAAGAAGGCUCAUGGCCUGCUGGCGGAGGAGAACCGGGGGUUGGGCGAGCGGGCCAACCUCGGCCGGCAGUUUCUGGAAGUGGAGCUGGACCAGGCCCGGGAGAAGUACGGCCAAGAGCUGGCAGCUGUGCGUGCUGAGGCUGAGACCCGUCUGGCCGAGAUGCAGCGGGAAGCACAGAGUACUGCCCGGGAGCUGGAGGUGAUGACUGCCAAGUACGAGGGUGCCAAGGUCAAGGUCCUGGAGGAGAGGCAGCGUUUCCAGGAGGAGAGGCAGAAACUCACUGCCCAGGUGGAGCAGCUAGAGUUAUUUCAGAGAGAGCAAACUAAGCAGGUGGAAGAACUGAGUAAGAAGCUAGCUGACCAUGACCAAGCCAGCAAGGUGCAGCAGCAGAAGCUGAAGGCCCAGGGAGGUGAGAGCCAGCAAGAGGCCCAGCGCCUCCAGGCCCAGCUGAACGAGCUGCAGGCCCAGCUGAGCCAGAAGGAGCAGGCGGCUGAGCACUACAAGCUGCAGAUGGAGAAGGCCAAGACUCAUUAUGAUGCCAAGAAGCAGCAGAACCAAGAGCUGCAGGAGCAGCUGCGGGGCCUGGAGCAGCUGCAGACAGAGAACAAGGAGCUGCGGGCUGAAGCGGAUCGGCUGGGCCGGGAGCUGCAGCAGGCUGGGCUGAAGACCAGGGAGGCCGAGCAGACCUGCCGUCACCUCACCGCCCAGGUGUGCAGCCUGGAGGCACAGGUUGCCCAUGCUGACCAGCAGCUUCGGGACCUGGGCAAGUUCCAGGUGGCGACUGACGCCUUAAAGAGCCGGGAGCCCCAGGCUAAGCCUCAGCUGGACUUGAGCAUUGACAGCCUGGAUCUGAGCUGCGAGGAGGGGACCCCACUCACUAUCACCAGCAAGUUGCCUCGUACCCAGCCAGAUGGCACCAGCAUCCCUGGAGAGCCAGCCUCGCCCAUCUCCCAGCGUCUGCCCCCCAAGGUAGAAUCCCUGGAGAGUCUCUACUUCACCCCCAUCCCCGCUCGGGGUCAGCCCCCCCUGGAGAGCAGCCUGGACUCCUUGGGGGAUGUCUUCCUGGACUCAGGCCGGAAGACCCGCUCCUCUCGUCGGCGCACCACGCAAAUCAUCAACAUCACCAUGACCAAGAAGCUAGAUGUGGAGGAGCCAGACAGCGCCAACUCCUCCUUCUAUAGCACACAGUCUGCCCCUGCUUCCCAGGCCGGCCCGAGAGCUGCCUCCUCCACCCAGUCUCUGGCCCGCCUGGGCUCUCCCGACGACGGCAACUCAGCUCUGCUAAGCCUGCCUGGCUACCGGCCCACCACUCGCAGCUCUGCUCGCCGCUCCCAGGCUGGGGUGUCCAGUGGGGCCCCUCCAGGCAGGAACAGCUUCUACAUGGGCACUUGCCAGGAUGAACCUGAGCAGCUGGAUGACUGGAACCGCAUUGCAGAGUUGCAGCAGCGCAAUCGAGUGUGCCCCCCGCACUUAAAGACCUGCUACCCCCUGGAGUCUAGGCUUGGCUCCACCGAACACUUCCUCUACCCCACGCAGCCUUCCCUGAGCCUGCCUACCAUCACAGAUGAGGAGAUAAAAACCGGUGACCCCCGGGAGACCCUGCGCCGAGCCAGCAUGCAGCCAACCCAGAUAGCUGAGGGUGCUGGCAUCACCACCCGGCAGCAGCGCAAACGGGUCUCCUCAGAGCCCCAUCAGGGCCCUGGCACCCCCGAGUCUAAAAAGGCCACCACCUGUUUCCCACGCCCCAUGACUCCCCGGGACCGACAUGAAGGGCGCAGACAGAGCACUACCGAGGCCCAGAAGAAAGCAGCUCCAGCUGUUGUUAAACAGGCUGACCGCCGCCAGUCGAUGGCCUUCAGCAUCCUCAACACACCCAAGAAGCUCGGGAAUAGCCUUCUGCGGAGGGCAGCCUCGAAGAAAGCCCCAUCCAAGGCCUCCCCCAACCCCCGCAGUGGGACCCGCCGCUCUCCUCGCAUCGCCACCACCACAGCCAGUGCCGCCACUGCCACCUCUCGGGCCAAGGGCAAGGUGGAGGCACUGACAGGGAAGGGAGAGGGUUCAGCUCUUAGGAACCUGGCAAAGCACUAAAGAGCCGGUACCAGUGAGUGGCCCCACCUGUGUCCUUGAUGCUGCCCUCGCCUGGUCCUUCUUUUUCUGUCCCUUUCAGUGCCUUCUCUCAGCUCCCAGGCCAACAGUGGCCAAACCCCUAUAGACAGUGACGCCUGCCCACACCCCGGCCUGGUACCCGGACCUUCGCCAGGUGAACAGGUGUGUCCUCAAGAGUUGGCCCGGAGCCUGGAUAGUCUGGGCCCUCUCCCUGCCUCGCCUCCUGAUGUUUUCUUAGAGCAGUCACUUCUCCAUCACCAUCACAACCAGAUUUGGGGCUGGCUUUGAGUGGCUGGGUCCUUGGGCCCAGUCAGUCCUCCUCUCAGCCUCUGGAUCUAGAAGGGACCAUUGGAGGAGCAGGCCCUGGUCCCUGCUGCUCCCGGUGGCUGGGCCGAGCAAGGGCCCUUGCUUUUGAAGUCCAGGACUGGGCAUUGACCUAGUGGGAGCGCCCCACCCCCCAGGUGCUCCCAUCCACCCAAGGGCACAGUUGCCCAAAGGAUGCUCUUUUCCAGGAGAAAUGGGCCCUGUGCCUCGGUGGGGGACGGGGGGGGGCAGCCUUCAGUGGCAGCUCAUCCCCUUCCUUCCCCAGAUUUCACUGGGUGGGAUUUGGAGUGAUGGGAAGGUUUUUAAGGGCCAGGGAUGGAUCUUUUCUAAAUGUUAUUACUUGUAAAUAAAGUCUAUUUUUCUCCCUUGAA